CAUCUUGGGUAAAAAGCAACAUGGCGGCUGCCGUAGUCUGCAAGGUGCCCAAACGGGUACUUUUACGUGUCAACAGUAGUGUGAUAACACAACAGGCAGAGACAUCAUCAUUUAAGGAAUAUGUCAAGAAAAAUUCGGUCAUGCUGAAGGCUGUUGUUGGUUCAGCUGUUGUGGGGACUGUGGGAGUAGGCGCUGCUGUGUUUGCUGGUGUAUCUGCUUCAGCUCAUGGUGUGCAUCCUCCUUCUUAUGCCUGGGGCCAUAGACCCUAUCUAGCUUCACUGGACAUGGCAAGUGUGCGCCGAGGUUAUGAAGUCUAUAAACAGGUGUGUGCGGCCUGUCACAGUAUUAAGAACAUGAGAUAUCGGUACAUGUCUGAUGUUUUUAUGUCGGCCAAGAGAGCAACUAAAGAAGCAUCUGAGAUAAUGACAUUGGAUGGCCCGGACAAGGAUGGGAACAUGUUCGAGCGACCAGGAAAGGUCAUUGAUCUUUUCCCUGUACCUUAUGCCAACAAGGAGGCUGCACAGGCUGCGAACAACGGGGCAGCACCCCCAGAUAUGUCAUACAUUGUGUUAGCUAGAGAGGGAACAGAGGACUAUAUUUUCUCGUUACUGACUGGAUAUUCUGACCCACCAGCUGGGCUUGAACUGGGCGAGGGCCAGCACUAUAAUCCAUAUUUUCCAGGAGGAGUGUUAGCCAUGGCGCCACCUCUUUAUAAUGAAAUCAUAGAAUAUGAGGACGGAACACCUGCGACAAAGAGUCAGCUAGCCAAGGAUGUCAUCACCUUCCUUAAGUGGGUCGGCGAACCAGAGUUUGACGACAGAAAGAUCUGGGGAAUGAGGGGGGUACCUCUGUUGGUCAUACUCACAGCAGUAAUGUAUUACUACAAGCGGCAUAAAUUUUCUUACCUCAAGUCGAUGGUGAUUACUCUGAAGAAAAAGGCACCCAAGAAAAGUAGGAUGUUCCCAGUGCAGAAAAAAUAGCCAUUGACCUGAACUCAGCUGGACAAGUGUGACCGUUGACAUUUCAUGUGAUUUCAUAUAUUUAUAAAACUCAGUAAGAACAAUUUUGUCUGAAGGGAAAAGAACUUUAUAAUUGAAGUCCAGAAAAUUGUGUACAAUAGUUGAAGCGUUGAAUGAAUAAAUGUUAAUGUCUUAUUGUUUGUAUGCUUUCCAUUCUUUCUGCUAUUAAAAGAAUGGCUUGAUUGGUCUAGACUUUUAA
Pecten maximus is the source of this 1218-nucleotide messenger RNA. RefSeq names its product cytochrome c1, heme protein, mitochondrial-like. Gene Ontology annotation, biological process: mitochondrial electron transport, ubiquinol to cytochrome c. The transcript is spliced from 8 exons. The coding region runs from base 21 to 980 and encodes 319 amino acids. The record is from RefSeq and is a predicted model, not a curated record. Lineage: Eukaryota; Metazoa; Mollusca; Bivalvia; Pectinida; Pectinidae. Gene Ontology annotation, molecular function: heme binding; electron transfer activity.